This is a messenger RNA of Cygnus olor (mute swan), 4285 nucleotides long. It is a transcript of the gene ANHX, whose product is annotated as anomalous homeobox. Gene Ontology annotation, biological process: regulation of transcription by RNA polymerase II. Gene Ontology annotation, molecular function: RNA polymerase II cis-regulatory region sequence-specific DNA binding; DNA-binding transcription factor activity, RNA polymerase II-specific. The transcript is spliced from 9 exons. The record is from RefSeq and is a predicted model, not a curated record. Bases 1141 to 2376 code for a protein of 411 amino acids. Gene Ontology annotation, cellular component: transcription regulator complex; nucleus. Lineage: Eukaryota; Metazoa; Chordata; Aves; Anseriformes; Anatidae.
ACAGCAGGACAGAACUGGGGUGUAAAGGAGAACAUCACCAAAAGGAAAUACUGCUUCUUAAGUCCUGCAUGAUAACGAAAUGCUCAGAGUCCGGUGGUGGGACUUCGUCCUCUCCAGCACAGGAUGUAGAACGGUGUCACGCAGCAGGAGCAAGGAGCCGGUUACUAUCCUGCUAGGCUGGCAUCCGAGCCAAAGGAGGAUUCACAGGCAACUGAGGGGAGGAAAAGGGGGAUUCUGUUUUUUUUUAAGAUGUCUAUAUGCAGCGAAAUGCAGAUGCCUGCAGUCAAGUACGCAGUCUUUGUCUUUACAGAGAAAGGUAGCAUACGUCCCAUGGAGCCAGAUACUGAAAUGUGGAUUUGGGUUGGCUUUGGGACCUGCGGCUGGCAGCACGGUGUGUGGGUGGUGGUUCAUUCCUGCUGCACAGCGGUUGCUGCUGCUGGCAGUGCUCCUGGCUGUGUGCUCACUGUAGCAGAGUCAGCAGAGGGCUGGCACAUUCACACUGCUGUUCAGACCUGAUUCAAGGAAAAUCAUGGCUGCUUCAGUUUUGGCUCAUCUCACGGAAUGACUCAUCUGUUAUUAGAUGGGACCCACCUAGAAAAGAUGGGUUUGAGUUGCAUUCCUCUUUUAGUUCCUUUAAGUGUGUGAAAAUUAUCCGGGCAUGUCUGAUCCCCAUUAACAGCUUGAGGAAAAAAAAAAAAAAAGGGGGAAAAAAAAAAAAAGAAACCCUCCUAUAAAAAUAUCUUGCUGCCCUCUAUUCUACCCCCACUUCGCUAUGAGCACGUAGCUGUGCGGGCAGCCGUGGCUUUGUCAAAGCGAGUGCUGGGGGAGAGAGGGAAGUGGAGGGGGAGACCGUGCCUGGGGCCCUCGAGGUCAGCGGGGUCCUGGAGGCUCUCCCCGCCUGCGGGAGGCCGGCCCCAGGUGAGCCUCCCCCUGCCUGCACGGGGAGGCUGCCGGCGGAGGGGAGGCUGACAGCAGGGGAGGCUCCUCCGCUACCUACAGGCCGGGCCCGGGGCCCGGUGCCUUGCAGCGGGAGGCAGGGGCCGCCACUCGCUCCCCACCACCUCGGGAGGGCGCAGGGGUGUCCCUGCUCCUCGCCCUGCUCCUUAAGCUCGCAGAAAAGGCUUCUAGCAGGACAUCAGGAUGAAGCGGUUCAUGGCCAUGUUAAGCAGAAACAAACACAAGGAUCCCCCACCCACCAAGCUGCUGGAGCUAGCAGGACAGCUUUGCCAGGACCUCCAGAGCUCAUCCCCUAAUCUGGAGAAGCUGGUUGGAGCCAUGAUGCGAUGCAAACAAAAGAUGCAUUUUCUCACUAACAUCCACGUUGUCCGAGCUUGUGUGUUUGUUCACAUCCGUAGCGGGCAGCAUGACACAGCCUGCAAGCUCCUGGAGUGUUGCAGGGCAGAAGAGAAGGAGGAGCUGGUGCAACUUUGGCAUGAGAUUCACUAUCGUAGGGUUAUGGAGAAACACCACAGAGAUUUUCUGACACCACUGCAGAAAUUUCGUUGCAGGAAGAGGAAUCCUCCACCUAUUUCCCUUUGUCCUGAGGGCUUGAAAAAUCGAAACUAUUCAGAUGAAGUACGCCAGCAACUGUACAAAUUUGCUGCAGAGGUGACAACAAAUCCAAAUAAGAAACAACGGGAGAGAUUGGCUCAGAACAUGAACCUGCAGCCAGCUCAGGUCUAUAACUGGUUUGCAAAUUAUCGACGACGUCAAAAAUCCCGUAUCCAUCGUGAGGAAAAGCUUAACUACUUGUGCCCUGAGGGGACCUUGACACACCAUGCAAAGGAGCAGCAGGAUAGAGGAUCCUACACUCCACAAACUGCAGGUGGAUCUUAUGUAGGCAUCAGCUCUGAGCAGACAGGGAUAAACCUCAUGCCCUGUGACCCAGGGUGGGAGCAGUCAGCUACAGAUUUGGAUAAGUCUCCAGAAGGAAUGUAUUUAAAGAUGCUGGAAUCCAGCUUUAUUCAGAGCAGUGCACUGUGUGAAGCAAGGACAAGCAAGGCGUUGAUGACUCAUGUCACUGAACAACCCGUAGCUUUUUUCAGUGAGGCUGUGCUGGAACCAGGAACCUGCUUUAACUCUGCUGUCCUGCAGCCCAGAGAAGCAGCAAGCAGUACUGAUGCUGGCCCCCAGCUGGAUAACUUUGUUGUGUGCUCUUGUGGGUCCCUUAUCUUCCCAGGUGAACGUCUGGCCACGUGGCAGGCCCCUUCCAGCACCACAGGAGUCUCUGGCUCCAUGUGGACCCCAAAUAUGGAAGUUCCCAUCAGACUGUGGCUGGCAAGCCUCAGUGCCCACCUGUUUCUGCACCCCACAUGGAAGAAAGCCAAGCCAUGGGACAAGGCCAGGUGCUGGAGGAUCCAGUUGGUGACCCAUUAACCGAUGAUACAUUCUGGGCAGCACGGCUACUCUUUGAAUUCUCAGCUGGGGGACAAAUGUGACCUGCCUACAGCAAUGCUCAAUGUGGUCUGCACUUCUCCAGGAAACACCCUAUUCUUUCCUGUUUUUCUCUCAUUUUUUUUUUUAAUGAAUGAGGAGUUUGACAUGGAGUUGAGGAACAGAAAGAAUGAGGUAGAUGGAUGAAGGCCUUUUCUAAUAGUUAUGAAGUUGGUUUUAGUUUUAUGAAGAAUUUUGCAAAGAAUAUAAGAAACCAAAGGUACAUUGUGGAUUGUAGGUUUUCACUAGAGCAGUCUGAAGCUGCUCUGUAAACGUUAAAAUAUCAAGUCACUGAUUCUGUGGCAGUUGCAUAGUUCUACCUAUAGCACUGGUCAGGUGAGAGUCCUUCAUUACACCAUGAAGGCAUGUGAAACUCUACUCAGAAGGAAUAAAAUCUUAGUUACAUUGCCCAACAGUUGGAUACUGGAUAUGAGAUAAAGGUUAUCUCAGGCAUGGAAAAUAAGGACUCAGCUAAGUGCUGGUAAAACACUGCUGUUCCUCAUCUCUGCACUUGUGUUGUGCUGCUGGGCAUCACUUUGAAAUGUUCCAUGCUCUGUAGUGCUGUGGGUGACAGACUGGAGCAUGGCAGAAAUUACAGUGUUAGAGUUGCAGGACUGGAGGGGGGCAUACAAGUGCAUUGGUAGCUAACGCUGCCUGCAUCUGACUGCCAGCAAAAGGUGGAUAAAUGGAGAGGGUGGGAGCCUCUUGAUCCGUUUCAGUGUCCUGAUCUGGAUGGGCUGAAACUGCACAGGCAAUUGUGUCACCCUUCAGGUGGUCUGCAGCAGUGUGACGCUCAGCAGAGGCAGGUGAGUGCAUCCUAUUCGCCCUGCAACGCAGUGUGAGUUGUGCGAACUGUUUCCUGCACACUGUAGUAGGCAUCUUUGAGCAGGGGCUAACGCUGUAUUUGGCUGAAGGCUACUUACUCCACAGGGUUAGGCAGUUCCAGCUGCAACCCACUUGGGGUAUGUGCGCAACUCUGCUUUUUGCCCGGUGUUUUUCCAUGUUUAACCCAGCCUGGAGGCCUCCUGUUGCACUCACUGCCUUGUGCUGCUCACAGAUCAGGAGUCCUGUUCCUUUUCUUUCGCUUUCAGACUAAAAAGCAGAAUUGUGUAUGAGUAGCAAAGCAGGCUUUUGAUGCAGGUUUAAAAUUUCUGCUCUAAGUCAUUGGGCAGCCUUUUGGGUACUUUCUGUAACUAUUGCUGGUAUUUUUUAAAUAGCAAGGUAUUUUGAAAGGGGUAAUCUUUGUCAAAUCUACUGCCCUGAGAUGAACAAAGUAGAUGCCUCCAGAACUGUUUGUAAUAGUUAUCAAAUAAAGGUUAUGAAUGACUCUUUCUCAAGGGUUCAUUUUCAAGGUAAGCGUAUGAGGUGAUUAUUCACACACGGUAUUUCUUAAACCCCCCAGCACUCAGGCUGUGACCCUGAUACUUCUAGCGCUCAUUUCUCUGGAUCUGGCUUAAAAUGCCCUUUUCUUGGUGGAUGCUUCGUGCUCAGAACACUGGUGAGGGGAAUGCUUAUAUAUACGUUCACACUUUUAUCUCCUUAAACAAUGGGGCUUUGCGCGAACCGGGGCUGGAACGCGGGGCGGAAAGGCGCCGUCACUGCGCUGGGGGACCUCAACCCGUGAGGGCUGUGCUAUCCCAGCCCUCCCAGCCCUGCUGGGCUGCCUCCCUUUUAAAGCUCUGUUCCUCGCCACCCCGCCCCUGCACUGCAGCAGGGCCUCCCGGCUCCGCCGCCGCCGCUCCCCGGCCGCUUGCGUCAAGCCGGGUCUCGCUGAGGAGCCCUCAGCCCGCCGCGCUGCUCCCGCCGCCAUGGCGGCCGCGGGCCGGCUUCCCGCUUCCUCCCCAUAGGCCCC